Molecule: messenger RNA, 3201 nt
Organism: Nasonia vitripennis (jewel wasp)
Lineage: Eukaryota; Metazoa; Arthropoda; Insecta; Hymenoptera; Pteromalidae
Gene: ZnT86D
Product: zinc transporter 7
Exons: 2
Coding region: 291-1388 (365 amino acids)
Biological process (GO): transmembrane transport; intracellular zinc ion homeostasis; zinc ion transport
Cellular component (GO): membrane; Golgi apparatus
Molecular function (GO): zinc ion transmembrane transporter activity
Source: RefSeq, a predicted model, not a curated record
GCAGACGUGUCACUCCACUUUUUAUUAUCCUCCUAUAAGACUGUAUUUGUGUACUCGGCUAGUGUACAAGGAAAAUUAAGUAGAAAUCGCGCAGGUGAAUGGACGCGCGAGUGCUGCAGCUGUUACGCUUUCUGCGCGCGGUUGAGCAGCUAUUUUCUUCGGGAUUUGUUGGGUUGAACGUUUGUUUAUGUAGCGUUGCAUAUGUAAAGGCGAUUUGAGGGAUGCGCUGUUUUCCAUAAAAUUGCGUUAAUUUGUCGAGGUAACAAUCAGGCCCAAGGUGACCACGAAAAAUGAUUCCUCUUAUACACAAGGACUCGCCGAGUAUCAUCAUCAGAGUAAAAGAAAAGAUUCUAGGAUGGAAGCGACUCAUUUGGGCGGACAAGAAUGUCAGGAAUCUGUUCCUUUUCCUCAUAUUGAACUUCAGCUUUGCAUUCGUAGAGCUUACAUAUGGCGUUUGGACCAACAGUUUAGGACUGAUAUCGGACAGUUUUCACAUGUUCUUUGACUGCACUGGCCUAAUAGUUGGUCUAUCUGCUUCAGUAAUAACAAAAUGGCGAGCCAAUGAGCGAUUUUCCUAUGGAUACGUGAGAGCUGAAGUACUUGGUGGUAUGGUGAACGGACUGUUUUUGGUCUUUGUGGCAUUUUUCAUAAUGUCAGAAGCUGUGGAAAGAGCCAUUGAACCUCCGGAAGUCAAGCAUGAGAGACUGUUCUUGGUAUCUGUACUUGGCCUUUUGGUGAAUAUCAUAGGAAUUUUCGCAUUUAACCAUGGUCAUGGCGGAGACAGCUGUAGCCAUGGACAUGGUCAUGGGCAUAGCCAUAACCAUGGCCAUAGUCAUAGUCAUGGACAUUCGCAUUCUCACAAUCAUGGCCAUUCUCAUAAUCAUCAUGAUCAUGCUCACAAUCACCAUAACAUUGAUAUUGAUCACUCCCACGGAAGUUCCGGCAACUCGCAAAUCAUGAAGGGAGUUUUCUUACACAUCUUGGCCGAUACCCUCGGUUCAGUUGGAGUAAUCAUAUCGGCUGUAUUGAUGCAAAUGUUUGGAUGGAUGAUAGCAGAUCCAAUCUGCUCUAUGUUUAUCGCUGUUUUGAUAUUCAUCAGUGUUCUGCCUCUUUUAAAUGAAUCUAUAAAUAUACUUAUGCAGAGGCAGCCCAAGUCAUUGGAUCAUAUUUUGCCUCAGUGCUACAACAAAGUUACACAGCUGGCUGGUGUCUACAGUGUUCAAGAUCCACACUUUUGGACUUUGUGCUCUGACAUUUACGUAGGUUGUUUGAAAUUAGAAGUUGCAAGAACUGUUGACCCGAAAUAUGUUGUUGCGCAUACACAGAUGAUAUUCCAAGCAGCUGGCGUUAGGCAGUUGACUGUCCAACUAGAUUAUUCGUCAUCGUGAUUAUAGUAAAUCAAUGUGUAUGUUGUACAAUGAGUAAAUGUCUUCUCCAACAGCCAAGGCUGUUCUACUAAACUGUGAAUCCUUUAGGAAAAAAGUAACACUUCUUUCUUCUAGUAAAGAAUGUCAAGUUUCGUUAAAAUAUGUGUGAGUGAGUGAAUUGAGCACAUAAAAUGUAGUGCAUCAUUGAUGAAUAUGAUUGUAAUGAAAGGGGCUUACUUUUGAAACCAACCAUACGCAUUUAUGUAAAUUCACACUUUGCUAAAGAGACUCUUAUAUGCUAGAUAUAUCUGCACCAUGUUGAUGUCUAAGUUUGUUGUAUUAUGUUAUAUUUCUCAAAUGUUAAUACCAGUAGAAAAUGAUACUGCUUGCGUAUUUUGAAAAUAAUGGGUUGGUAUGGUUUUAAAAGGAAGCCAUUCAGUCACACUGUUUUUUAUUUAAAAAGAUUUUAUCGCUCGUUGAUGAAUUGUUAAAAAAGUAAAGGCACCCAAACAGAAAAAUGUUGGUGCUUUCACCUUUUUACGCAGAUCCUCCUUACUAAGAACUUUAUAUUGUAGUAUGAGAAUAUCUUUCAACAAGCAUUUUUAAAAACUACUAGACAUCACUUUCAAGGUUUUUGUAAGAACAAAAACAGAUGCAAACUGUGUAUAUUUAUGAAGCUACUAAACAUUGAGACAGUCGUCAGGUGUAUUUGAUAAAACUAUAGCAUUUUAAUAUUACGCAAUAUUAAACUUGUAGUUAUUUUGUCUAAGAUUUUUACUUUUUUAUAAAAGCAGUUGUUAUCAAGCAGUAGUGUAUUUCAGAUUGCAACAAUCUGAACUGUCCACGCAAAUUUGUCAUUCAUAUUUUUUGUACCAUAUCUAAUUGCUGAUCCAUCAAUAACAAUUAACGACAUUUUCGCGUUUUUGGGCUUUCAAGGUUUAGUGAUGCUGAAAAAAAGUUGACCAAAUAAAGCAUUUCACAAUGUAACACAAUACGCGCUAAAACUUGUAAUUGAAAAAUCCAUGAACUUGUAUGGUUUUGAUACUUAAACAUAAUUUGUAAAGCAUACUGUGUACAAAAUUCUUCUCUUACUCUUACUUACUACUUACACUCUUACUUACUUACUUCUUCUACAAAUUUCUGAUUCGUACAUUAAUAAGAGUCUUUGCAAAGCUUUAAAUUGUCUUGAUAAUAUCAUAGUGUUAUUUAUGUGAAGUACUAUAUGCAAUUGUAACAUUCCAAAUGAUAAAAAUGUAUGUACAGAGAUCAGACUUCCAAUUCCUGAGCAUGAGCUCCUAUAUAUUAUAUAUUAUCUAGACUAUCAUUUUUAUAUUUUAAAUUUAUGUGAAAAAGAGAUUGGUUAACAGGUAUCGUUUAAUCAAUCAAGCUUUUUUUUAAACUUUCAAACUUUCUUCAAUAAAUAUCUUGCUCAUGUUAAGGGACAUAACAAUUAGUGAUAUCUGUAGGCCAAAUUACUGAAAAUUAAUGAAAGUAUUUUGCUGCUUAUCUAGAUGAUAAAUUAAAUGAUUAUGUAUGCGAUUGAUGUGUCUUUUUUGUUUUUACCGCAAUAUUAUAUUGCAUCAGAAGAAAAAAAAAAUUAUACGGCUUAAUCUAAUUUAUAUACAUUAAGUGAAAAAGCGUGAAACGAGAGGUGAGAGUGUAUUCUUGAUAGUGAUAUUAACAUUAAUAUGUAAAACGAAAACGAUAUAAAGAAACAUUGACUUUUCUUUUGUUAUAUCUCGUUCACUCUGACGCCUCGACUAUAUCAUAAUAAUGAAAGUUUUUUAUUAACAAAAGCUAAAGAAUAAAAAAGAGACUGUUACAAAUAUGAAAA